AUGGAACACUUUUGGAAAUCCUACAAUGCCUUUCCCACGCUUUUGGAAGCAAAUAAUCGUUUCACGAAUCGAAAACAGGUGUUCUUCGACCUAACAAAGCUAUUAUCGAGAUAUGGGAACGCUUUCGGUGUUUGCCUCGUGCAUACGCACUGCGGAUUGUUAGAAGGCGAGAUCAUGCUGGAAAAAGAUGACAUCUCACAGCCAGUGAGCGUAUCAGAAGCUGGAAGAUACUAUGCUGAACGCUGGCUUCCGUCCGGAGUUCCUUACGAAUUCACGAGCCGGCCCACAGAAACACCACCAGAAGCACUCUUCAACGAGUUCAAAGCUAUGACGCAGGAUGCUGGGGUACUUGGUCUGUAUCAUGUGGGGCGCGAGGCUGUUACAAGAGUAGAAUGGACUGAAGGACGAAAGAACAUGGUUCGCGACAUAAAGGACGAGGACUGGCACCUAAGUCCUGUAGAAACAGCCUGGAACUUAGGUAGAGGCGAUCCUGUUACAAUGGUUUGCGUUUUACUCUGUGCAACUGCAACUACAGAGAGCGGUGGGUAUUAUCUAAGUAAGUAG
Cucurbitaria berberidis CBS 394.84 is the source of this 564-nucleotide messenger RNA. RefSeq lists its product as uncharacterized. The record is from RefSeq and is a predicted model, not a curated record. The transcript has a single exon. NCBI's taxonomy places the organism in Eukaryota, Fungi, Ascomycota, Dothideomycetes, Pleosporales, Cucurbitariaceae. The coding region runs from base 1 to 564 and encodes 187 amino acids.